Molecule: messenger RNA, 2427 nt
Organism: Sphenostylis stenocarpa
Lineage: Eukaryota; Viridiplantae; Streptophyta; Magnoliopsida; Fabales; Fabaceae
Source: the annotation of a GenBank genome assembly
AUGAAUCUUUCGAAGAUUGCGCGCGCCGUGUCGCGAUCGUCUCGUGAUUUAUUACACGGUAAUGGGACAUUGGGAACCAUUACAGGAAUACCACGGACGAAUUCGUGUUCUGAUGGAGUGGAAUCAGUAUUAGGGUUUGUUCGGAGCUACGUUUCUUCAGCCAGAGCUCGCAGUAACGGCAUCUUUUCCAAUUUUCCUGAUUUUAAAUUUGUUGUUGCAAACCCUAGGACUCGCCGAUUGUUCUCCAGUGAAGCCCCAAAGAAAAAGAAUUAUGAAAAGUUUUAUCCCAAAGAAAAGAAGGAAGUUCCGAAGGGAAAUGACAAAAAAUACGAGUCUAAAGAUAACUCGAACACAGAUGGUCGUGGAAAUUUUCAGGAAGCUUUCAUGAAGCAAGUUCAAAAACUAAUCACCCCGUUGUUGGUUAUGGGGCUGUUUCUUUCAUCCUUUUCUUUAGGUCCUCGUGAACAGCAGGAGAUUAGCUUUCAGGAGUUUAAAAAUAAGCUUUUGGAACCAGGAUUAGUAGACCAUAUUGUUGUCUCAAAUAAAUCAAUUGCCAAAGUAUAUGUAAGAAAGUCUCCCCGCAACCAAAAAGAUAGUGAAGAAGUCCACGAGACCCUGCCUGCAAAGGGAUCUGAAAGCCAGUAUAAAUAUUAUUUUAAUAUUGGAAGUGUUGAGUCUUUUGAGGAGAAGGUAGAGGAAGCGCAAGAAGCCCUUGGCAUUGACUCUCAUGAUUUUGUGCCUGUAACAUAUUCUUCUGAUCCGGAUUGGCUCAGGGAACUGAUUGUAUUUUCUCCAAUAUUGAUCGGUAUGGGAAUUCUCUAUUAUUUUGGAAAGAAAAUUCAAGGUGGACUUGAUGUUGGUGGCGGUGGCGGUGGUAUGGGUGCUCGUGGAAUAUUCAAAAUAGGAAAAGCGCAUGUUACUAAAGUAGACAAAAAUACUAAAAAUAAGAUCUAUUUUAAAGAUGUUGCUGGCUGUGAUGAGGCAAAGCUAGAAAUUAUGGAGUUUGUCCACUUCCUUAAGAACCCAAAGAAAUAUGAAGAACUUGGUGCAAAAAUUCCCAAAGGUGCUCUCUUGGUGGGUCCUCCAGGUACAGGAAAAACACUUUUAGCGAAAGCUACUGCAGGGGAGUCUGAUGUGCCAUUUCUUUCUAUAUCUGGUUCUGAUUUCAUGGAAAUGUUUGUUGGCGUUGGACCAUCAAGGGUGAGAAACUUGUUUCAGGAAGCGAGGCAAUGUGCUCCUAGUAUAAUAUUUAUUGAUGAGAUUGAUGCAAUUGGUCGAGCAAGGGGGCGUGGUGGUUUUUCUGGUGCAAAUGAUGAGCGUGAAAGUACAUUGAAUCAAUUGUUGGUGGAGAUGGAUGGUUUUGGAACCACUUCUGGAGUUGUUGUGUUGGCAGGAACAAAUAGGCCUGAUAUCUUAGACAAAGCUCUUCUUAGACCUGGGCGAUUUGACCGCCAAAUAGCAAUUGACAAACCUGAUAUUAAAGGUCGGGAUCAGAUAUUUCAGAUCUACUUGAAGAAGAUCAAACUUGACCAUGAACCUUCAUAUUAUUCUCAAAGGCUUGCAGCCCUUACUCCUGGAUUUGCUGGAGCAGACAUUGCUAAUGUCUGCAAUGAAGCGGCUCUGAUUGCUGCAAGAAAUGAAGUGACACAAGUCACCAUGGACCACUUCGAGGCAGCCAUUGAUAGGAUCAUUGGUGGUUUGGAAAAGAAGAACAAGGUAAUAAGCAAGGCGGAAAGGCGUACUGUUGCUUACCAUGAAUCAGGCCAUGCUGUUGCAGGUUGGUUCUUGGAACACGCAUCGCCCUUAUUAAAAGUGACUAUCGUUCCACGUGGCUCAGCAGCACUUGGAUUUGCACAGUAUGUUCCAAACGAAAACCUUCUCAUGACAAAAGAGCAGCUUUUUGACAUGACUUGCAUGACACUCGGUGGUCGGGCUGCUGAGCAGGUUCUUAUAGGAAGAAUAUCAACAGGGGCACAAAAUGACUUAGAAAAAGUUACCAAGAUGACAUAUGCCCAAGUAGCAGUUUAUGGUUUCAGCGAUAAAGUUGGUCUCCUCUCGUUCCCUUCAAGAGAAGACUCAUUUGAGAUGUCCAAACCAUACAGCAGUGAAACUGCCGCCAUCAUCGAUAGCGAAGUGCGCGAUUGGGUAAACGAAGCAUACAAACGAACGGUACAACUCAUUGAGGAACACAAGAAACAAGUUUCUGAAAUUGCUGAGUUGUUGCUUGAAAAAGAAGUACUUCAUCAGGAUGACUUGCUUCGAAUUUUGGGUGAGCGACCAUUCAAGUCUACUGAACCCGCUAAUUAUGAUAUUUUUAAGCAAGGCUUUCAAGAAGAGGAGGAAAAAGUAGAAGAAAGUACCAUCGUAGAUGUGCCUGAGGAAGGUGGCGGAUCUUCACCGUUAGAGCCCCAAGUGGUUCCCACAUAA